AGAAUUUGCAGCAGAGUGUAUUUACACCAUUUUAGAUACGCAUGAUGGAUACCUACCUCAGCUAACUAUUGCCCGAGGCUAGGAAAAGUGCAGGCAGCUCACACCUGGAUGUUUGAGUCGUGCACGAGGGCCAAGUUGUGAGCUGGUGACCGCCUCCAUUCCACAAUCCUGUGGAUCACCUCGUCUAUCUUGCAGUUUCUUGCAGUGGAGAAGCAAAGGGUUCAGUGAUGGGGGACCGCAAACGCAAGCUGAGUCUGUUUGAUCAGCUUGACGAUAACCGGGAUCCGAAUAAACCCAAAGUGGUGGUGAAUGGAGCCAUGCCUGCAAUCAACACUAUGACCGGACGGCCUUACACGCAGAGGUAUUUUGACAUCUUAGAUAAGCGGAAGACUCUACCCGUGUGGCAGCAGAAGGCAGAGUUUAUCAAGAUGCUUGCGGCCAACCAGAUCAUCAUCUUGGUGGGAGAGACGGGGAGUGGGAAGACAACUCAGAUCCCCCAGUUUGUCGUCGAGGCCGGUUUCACUGCUGGCAAGAAGAUGGUCGCCUGCACACAGCCCCGUCGAGUCGCCGCCAUGUCUGUCUCGAAGCGUGUCGCAGAGGAGAUGGACGUCGUUCUCGGCGAAGAGGUCGGGUACAGCAUCCGUUUCGAGGACCUCAGCGGCCCGAAAACUGUCCUCAAGUACAUGACGGACGGAAUGCUCCUGCGCGAGGCGAUGACCGACCCGAUGCUCGAGCGGUACAGCGUACUGAUUCUCGACGAAGCGCACGAGCGGACGCUGAGCACGGACGUGCUGUUCGGGCUGCUGAAGCAGGUGCUCGCGCGGCGGCCGACGCUCAAGCUGGUGGUCAUGAGCGCCACGCUUGAAGCCGAGAAGUUCCAGGGGUACUUCCAGUCUGCGCCGCUCAUGAAAGUUCCCGGUCGGCUGCAUCCAGUGGAGAUCUUCUACACACAGGAGCCCGAGCGCGAUUAUCUCGAGGCCGCAAUCCGCACCGUCGUUCAGAUCCAUCUUUGCGAGCCCCCGGGCGACGUCCUCGUCUUUCUGACGGGUGAAGAAGAGAUCGAGGACGCAUGCAAAAAGAUAAACAGGGAGGUUACGAAUCUGGGCGAUCAGGUGGGGGACGUCAAAGUGGUGCCCCUCUACUCGACGCUCCCCCCCGCCGCGCAGCAACGGAUCUUCGAUGCGGCACCGCCGCCACGGAAGGAGGGCGGCCCUCCUGGGAGAAAGAUUGUGGUGUCAACGAACAUUGCGGAGACGUCGCUGACGAUUGACGGGAUUGUGUACGUGAUUGAUCCCGGGUUUGCAAAACAAAAGGUGUACAACCCCCGUAUCCGUGUCGAGUCCCUGCUGGUGUCCCCCAUCAGCAAGGCGAGCGCGCACCAGCGUGCGGGGCGUGCUGGGCGUACACAGCCUGGGAAAUGCUUCCGGCUGUACACCGAGAAGAGCUUCACCGGGGACCUGCAGGAGCAGACAUACCCCGAAAUCCUGCGGUCCAACCUGGCUAACGUGGUGCUCACGCUAAAGAAGCUGGGCAUUGACGACUUGGUUCACUUCGACUUCAUGGACCCGCCCGCGCCCGAGACGCUGAUGCGCGCGCUGGAGCUGCUCAACUACCUAGGCGCGCUGGACGACGACGGCAACCUCACGCAGACGGGCGAGCUCAUGAGCGAGUUCCCACUUGACCCCCAGCUGUCCAAGAUGCUUGUCGCCAGCCCCCAGUUCAACUGCUCCAACGAGAUUCUUUCUAUCACCGCCAUGCUGUCCGUCCCCAAUUGUUUCCUGCGCCCGAGAGAGGCACAAAAGGCGGCGGAUGAGGCCAAGGCCCGCUUCGCGCACAUUGACGGCGACCACCUCACGCUGCUCAACGUGUACCACGCCUACAAACAAAACAGUGAAGACCCCUCCUGGUGCUACGACAACUUCCUCAACCUGCGGGCGCUCAAGUCUGCGGACAAUGUGCGCGGCCAGCUAACAAGAAUCAUGGCGAGGUACAAUCUGCGGAUGUGCAGCACGGAUUUUAACAGCCGCGAGUACUACAUCAAUAUCCGCAAGGCCAUGCUCGCGGGCUUCUUCAUGCAGGUCGCCCACCUGGAGCGCACCGGCCACUACCUCACAGUCAAGGACAACCAGAUGGUGCACUUGCAUCCCUCAGCGUGCUUAGACCACAAGCCGGAGUGGGUGCUGUACAACGAGUUCGUCCUGACUAGCAAAAACUUCAUUCGAACCGUUACAGAAGUCAAGGGCGAGUGGCUGAUUGACAUAGCGCCGCACUACUACGACCUGGAGAACUUCCCCCAGUGCGAAGCCCGGCGAGUAUUGGAGAGACUAUACAUGAAGAAGGAGAAGGAUAAAAAAGAGAGGCAGAGCAAAUGGGAUCGAGCUGCCUAGUGUCAUAAAGAGUCUUUGACUUAGACCGAGAGCAAGCAUGCGACUCUUACUUGGUCAGAACCGCCAAGUUCUUCAAUGCCUUCGCAGUAAGGAAACGGAUCCCAAAAUUUGGAAAAGUCAUCUUUCGAGAUCAUGACGGUCGUGCCUUCAAUCUGUCAUACUCGGCAUCAAGUACGCUUGGCGA
Messenger RNA from Klebsormidium nitens, 2571 nucleotides. Lineage: Eukaryota; Viridiplantae; Streptophyta; Klebsormidiophyceae; Klebsormidiales; Klebsormidiaceae. The record is from the annotation of a GenBank genome assembly.